AUGUGUUCGAGUUGUCAGCAAAAUGGUUAUUAUUACAACAAUGGAUUUUGUAACAAGUGUUCAGUGAAUUGUGAGAGUUGUCAAAGCAAAGAAACGUGUGAUGUAUGUAAAGGUGGGUAUUACUUAAAUAGAGGUUUGUGUGAAUUGUGUUCAACAAGAAAUUGUAAACUCAGUGAUGAUACAAAAUGUGAGAGUUGCAUAGAAAACUCGUUUUUGAACAGUGGGAUGUGUGUAUCGUGCAAUGAGAAAAUUCCAAAUUGUGAGAAAUGCAACAGUAAUAACGUUGACGGGCAAUGUCUUCUAUGUUCGAAUGGGUUUUACUCGAAUGGACCACAGUGUGUUAAAUGUGACACGUCUUGUGGGAAUGAGGGGUGUGUCAAUGGGAAGUGCACAAAUUGCAUAGACAAUAAAAUUUUAGACAAAAGUGGGAAGUGUGUUAAACCAACAAAUUGCGACCGUGUUGAUAACAGUAAAUGUGUUGUCUGCAAAGACGGUUAUUAUUUGUACAACAAUAUUUGUGUUCAAAAAGCGUCAAACACGCCAUGCAACUCAAUUCAGAUCACAGAGGAUGUUUGUCUUACCAAAGAAGAUGCUGGGUGUGAUGAAGUUUCAAAUGGCAAGUGUGCAUCAUGUCAGAGUGAAUUAAUACUCGACAAAGGAAUGUGUAAAAGUUGUUCCUCGUCAAUACAAAACUGCACAAGUUGCGCCACUUCAAGCAGUGAAAACAUCAUGUGUUCUGUGUGCAGAGAAGGGUUCUUUCCAGAGAAGACAUGUAAGUCGUGUAGAAUGAUAUAUGGGUGUGAGUUGUGUGUAAACUUGCUUGUUGGCAAUGUUGAAAGCACUCGAAUUUGCACGAAAUGUUUGAGUGGGUAUUAUUUGCAAGAUGGUGAGUGUCUCCAAAUCAAAAACUGUGUUGCUAACACAGAAAAUGAGUGCACAAAAUGUGAACAGAAUUAUAUUAUAGAAGAAAAUGAAUGCAAAGAAUACACAACACAGCUGGGGUGUAUUGCAACUGAUGGUGUGUUUUGCACGAUGUGUUCUGAUGGAUUUUACUUGUCACAAGAAAGUCGGCGAUGUUUGUCGUGUUCAGUUGCGAGUUGCAGCAGGUGCGACACAACUGGCAAAUGUGUUGAGUGCAACACAAGCAACUCAUUGAAAGACGGGAAAUGUGAGAAGUGUGGGAUUGUUGGGUGUUCACUCUGCAACUCGACAGGUAGUGAUUGUCUACGUUGUGACAAAACCCACUUCUCAACAACACUACCAACAUUACAAUGCACAGAGUGUACCACAAUAACGAUUGGGUGUUUGGAGUGUACAAGUGAUCACUUUACGAUGUGUCAAGACGGGUAUUUCAUAGACACCAUAGAUUACAAAUGCAACUCAUGCAAAAUGAUAGAGGGGUGCACAACAUGCUCACUUGAAACAAGGAAGUGCUUCAAGUGUUUGGAUGGGUUUUAUUUGUUGAGUGGACAAUGCGCUUUGUGCAACAAAACCACCCAAAAGUGUGGAAGGUGUUCGAGUGAUUCAAAUUGCAACAACUGUAAAGAAGGAUACUUUUUGGAGGAGAACACGAGCCACAAAUGCAGUGAGAUAGACGGGUGUGAGGUUUGCGACGAAUCAAGUCGUCUCUGUUUUAAGUGCAAAGACUAUUACACCGGAUUAAUAGAUGGAAAUGGGUACAAAUGUGUCGAUUGUGAAACUGCAAAUGAAAACUGUUCGAGGUGUUCAAUUGAUGGAAAUUGCACCGAGUGUGAAAGUUCUUUUAUGUUAAAAGAGGGUGUUUGUGUUGAGUGCUCAACUUCAACUUUGAAUUGCCAUGUUUGUGCAACGACAAGUUCGAGGUGUCUGUCGUGUGAUGUUGGGUAUGGUGUUGAUGAUAAUGGGCAAUGCCAGAAGUGUGUUGAUGUGAAUUGUCUUGACUGUGAGUUGUAUGACAAAUGUUCAAAAUGCAAAGAAAACACAAUUCUCACAGACGGGAGUUGUGUGAGUUGCAGUGUUGACAACUGUAAGACGUGCGAUUUGAAUGGGUUUUGUGUUGAGUGCAAAUCCAGUUAUUAUCCAAAUGAUGGCGUUUGUCAAAGCUACAAUUUGAGUUCUCUCAAUUGUGUUGAAACGUCAACAAUCAGAAACGAGUGUCUGAAGUGCAAUAUAAAUUAUUAUUUGAAAUUGGGAAAGUGCUAUCCAUGUAACUCGUUUGAUGCCAAUUGUGUUGAAUGCAACUACAGCACAUGUUUAAAGUGUUCAGAAGGAACAUAUCCAAGUGGAUUUAAGACGUGCCUUCAAUGCAACAACAUGGCAAACUGCACAAAGUGCCAACAAACAUCGCCUGUUUUCACAGAGUGCCUUUUCACGUCUUCUCCAAAUGGGCAAUUGGUAAAUGGGUAUUGCAAAGAUUGUACUGUUGACGGUUGUGUGAAAUGCAAAACAAAAACGUCUGGUAGUAAUGUGUAUCCUGUUUGUGAAAUUUGCGCACCGGGGUAUAACCUCAACUCGAAUGACGAAUUUUGUUAUAAAAACACGAUUAACAAUUGUGAAGAGUAUGAAAUAAACACCAACACGUGUUUAAAAUGUAAAAAUGGUUUUGCCCUCAAUGGAACCACAUGUCAAAGUUGUGCCUCUACACUUUCUAACUGUGAAGAAUGCGCGUCAACAUCGAGUUGCACAAAGUGUUCAGAGGAAUAUACUGUUGGCACAGACAACACUUGCCACACCUGUUCUGAUGUAAUACCAAAUUGUCACAAAUGUUAUUCUGACACUUCAAAAUGCAAAGAGUGUGCAUGUUACAAUUUGGAAGGUGUCAAAUGCACAAAAUGCAAUUUUGGGUCAUACAUUGAAAAUGGGAGGUGUGUAGAAGUGAAGGCAAACGAGUUCAAAACAUCAGAAACAACUUCGAAAGCGUGUCGCCUUCAAAUACAAAACUGCUACAGCUGCAACUACACGACAAGUGAUGCCAUUUUUGAUACAACAGCAGUUGAGUGCAACAAAUGUCUUGAUGGGUAUGGCUUUGUUUCAAGCACAAUGAGAGUCUGUGAAAUCUGCCACAACGAAGUUGACGCGAGUUCUGUGUGCAUCACAUGUGAAAAUGGGUGCAAGAAGUGCUUCAUCAAAGACAACCUUACAAAAGAGCAGUCGUGUGUUGAGUGCGAAGAUGGGUUUGCAUUGAGGAAUGGAAAGUGUCUUAAAAUAGAAAACCGUGAGUAUUGUCUUGAUGAGUUGCACAAUGUCGGCUGUGAAUCAUGCGCCAACUACUACUCAACUGUUGAAAUUGGCACAAAGUGCUCGCCGAAUAACAGAAACACGAGUUGCUCAUUCUACAAUGAAAAAGGUGAGUGUUUUGAAUACAACGACAAACCAAAAGUGUCAUCUUUAAUAAAAGCAGAAGACGCAAGUGAUGUCAACUGCCAAAAGUGUGAAUACCAGAAAGGGCACUGUCUCUCUUGUCAACGUGGUUUUGUCCCAAACUUGUCAAAUCCACCAGUUUGUACAGAGUGCGGGUGCAGAGAGUGUAACAAGAUCAACAAAUGCAAAAUAUGUAUCAGCGAGUCAAACAACAACAUUGGAAUUUGCACAAGUGACAGCAACUGUGUUUCGACAACAAACAACACUUGUUUGAAAUGCACAGAUAGUCAUUACAUAACAAAAGGGAUGUGUGAAGUGUGUGAUCAUAAUUGUGUGUCGUGUUCAAGUGACAGCAAAAAGUGUUUGAAAUGUGAAGAUGGUUUUGUACUAGUGAAUGAUGAAUGUGUUUCGCUUGAAGAGUCAAAUUGUGUUAUUCAAAAUGAUGCUACAGGUCGUUGUGAGUUAUGCAGAGAAGGGUUUGUGUUUGACGCAUCAAAUGAGUGCAAAGAAAGUGGUAUAACAAAUUGUCUGAAUGAAAACUCAAACAAGUGUGUGAGAUGUCUACCAACAACUCUUUUGGGCAUUUCCAACAGAGAAACGGUUUGUUCUAAAAGUGCAAAAAUAAACAACUGCAAUAUUUUAAGCUCAACUGGUUGUGUAAAGUGCGAAAGUGGAUAUUACAUGGAUGGGAUAGAGUGUGAGCGAUGUGAUAAGAACUGUGAGCAGUGUGACACAAAUGCAACGACAUGCAUAUCGUGCUAUUUUGGGUUUAUUCUCAACGUGCAAACGAGUCACUGUGAUUCGAGUGAAGAUAUAAAAACUUCAUGUGCGAAAUUUUUGAGUGAUGGAGGAUGUGCAAUAUGCCAAAAUGAGUAUUAUUGGCAAGGGAGAAAUUGCUACAAGUGUGGCAACAACUGCACAACUUGUUCACAGAACGAAGGCAAUUGCCUGACAUACAAUAUUGAUAACGGAUUUUAUCAGAACGACACAAAUGGGAUUCAUUGCAUUUCCAGUGAGCGAACUUGCAAACUGUUUGAAAUAUGA
Molecule: messenger RNA, 4383 nt
Organism: Entamoeba invadens IP1
Lineage: Eukaryota; Evosea; Mastigamoebida; Endamoebidae
Exons: 3
Coding region: 1-4383 (1460 amino acids)
Source: RefSeq, a predicted model, not a curated record